Scomber japonicus (chub mackerel) is the source of this 7054-nucleotide messenger RNA. It is a transcript of the gene cep170ba, whose product is annotated as centrosomal protein 170Ba. Gene Ontology annotation, molecular function: protein binding. The transcript is spliced from 19 exons. The coding region runs from base 247 to 5154 and encodes 1635 amino acids. NCBI's taxonomy places the organism in Eukaryota, Metazoa, Chordata, Actinopteri, Scombriformes, Scombridae. The record is from RefSeq and is a predicted model, not a curated record.
UGGGACUCUUCAGCUUCGUCACCGUGUCUGGAGCAGAGGCGUCGCAGAGUUUCGCCCGGUUGACAUUCCCGGAGGAAGAAGAGGGUGUGCUCGACAUUUACCUGUCCGCUCUUAACCUGCUCCUCUUGUCGUGUUGAGAAACUUGUCGGUCGUCGAGUUUCAGCCGCUUAAACACUGGCUUCACUCAGGAGUAAGACGGAGAAAGCAUUAAAGGAUGCGAAGAAGUUCCUGACUCGUGGCCCCAACAUGAGUGUGACAUCAUGGUUUCUGGUGAGCAGCUCUGGCACGCGCCACCGGUUGCCGCGGGAGAUGAUCUUUGUUGGACGUGACGAUUGUGAGCUAAUGCUGCAGUCUCGAAGUGUGGACAAACAGCACGCCGUGAUCAACUACGACCCAAACACAGAUGAGCACAUGGUGAAGGACCUCGGCAGUUUGAAUGGGACAUUUGUGAAUGACCUCAGAAUCCCAGACCAGACGUACAUCACCCUCAAGCUCUCAGAUGUCAUUCGCUUCGGUUAUGAUGCUCAUGUUUAUAUCCUGGAGAAGAGUCAACACAAAGUCCCAGAGGAAGCUCUUAAACAUGAAAAGUACACCAGCCAGUUGCAGCUUAGUUUAAAAGCCCUGGAGGCCAAGGUGAAGGAAAAACAGCAGCUCCAGAGCUCAGAGAAGAGCAAAGAUGCUAUUUCCAACGUUAAGCCACAGGACAGAACUGAGCGAAGAGCCCAGUCACUCACAGCUGCCACAGAUACUCCAAUAUCCAGGCCUACUCCUCUGUACGGCCAACCGUCCUGGUGGGGAGAGGAUGAGGACAACAACAAGCAAAACAGAGGUGGAAAAUCGCCAGAACAGGGGUCUCCAGAGCCUGCUAAAGAUGGGUCCAGAUAUGAGGUCAGCAGUUCUCUGUCUGACAGUCAGGCCAAGUCCAUCUUCUCCUACCGCCGGGAGGCCAGCUACUUUGAGAACCCAACAAAGGAGCUACAGCAGCCUUCUCCUAAGAAACCUGAGUCGCAGGUUCAUGAAGUUCCAACUAAGGACAGUCCAGAUCCCUCCCAGUCUGUCCCCUCGACUUCCACACCUUCUGUGGUCCAAAGCCAUGCCUCCUUCACCAUUGAAUUUGAUGACUGCUCACCAGGCAAAAUGAAGAUCAAGGACCACGUGACCAAGUUCUCUUUCCGCCAACAGCGAAAACUACCUUCCACCGAUGUUACCACACCCACUGAGAUGAUGUCAGCAGAAAGCAAAGUUGCUGAUUGGCUGGUCCAAAGCAAUGCUAGCAUGAUAAGGAAGAGGUCAAAGGCUGAAGACAUGUAUAGCACCAACAGUGAUCCAUCACUUCUAAAGAUGACCAAGGAAAACCAUGGUGAGGAUGGUACUCAAAGUGAUUCAGGGAAUCAUGCAACCAAUGGAAAAGAUUUUCUACAAUCAGAACCUCAGAUUGGGUCCCAGGUGUCUCCGCAACCCCUGAGAGCCUCCCCACCACAACGCUUCUCCCCUGACUCUGAGGAGCCUUUGUCCUACUCUCCUCCAGAGUCUCAGUCCCUUUCCAGUCUUGGCAAGGCUGAUCCUCAACAAGCCUUUGUCAUUGAGUUCUUUGAUGAUAACUCAAGAAAGAAGCGUUCCCAGUCGUUCACCAGUAACACUACCCUGCCUGAUCCGUCAGGCCUCAGGGCCCAGCUGGAGAAGACAAAGAAAAGCUCGAGCCCAAAUGGGGAGAGACAUGUCCAAUCUCCAGCCACUCCCCCAACCCAACGAUAUACGAUCCCCCUAAAGGGUUCUGCUUCCACAGGUCCCCAAAGAGCUGGCUCUCUAAGAAGGGAAAAGACAGAGGACCGGAUCAGUAGCAAAUAUUCCUCUCACUCUUCAUCCUCUCAUUCUGUCAGGCCUUUUAGCAGUGUGGGACGGAGAUCCAAACUCGCCCAGGAAUUUACUGCUGAAUUGCUUAAACAAACAAAGCAGGGCUCUACUGCCACCUGGGAGAAAAAUAAAACCAGUCCCCCAACAAAAUUCCAAACGGGGACAAAAGUGGUAUCACAGUCACGGUCCCCUAGCCCUCCUCCAUCUAAUGUUCCCUAUCAGCCCCAGACCUCCUCCCCUGUCCACGAGCCUGUUUCCCUCAAAGCUCCCGUGAUGCCCCUGUCACCUAAGAGCAUGGAAGUCAAGAGCCCCCAUGGUGGCCCCAGAAACGAAGAGGAGGACAGUCUGAGUGACGCAGGAACCUACACCAUUGAAGCUGAUAUCCAAGAUAAAGAGAUAGAAGAGGCAAGGAACAAGAUUGAUCAGGCAAGUUUCUUUCUGGUGUUUGGUGUUGUUGAGAGCCCAGAGCGAACCAACAAGACCGAAGCAGAAACAUCAGCAACAUUUAGGCCUGUUUUUGUUCAGGGCAGUGAGCAGCAUAGGCAGAGUAGCUGUGGGGAGGUAAAGCCAGCAGGUGCAGUGUUACAGGGGGCUCCUAAGUGGAUGUCUUGCUGGGCCAGCUUGGCAGACAGCUACACAGAAUCUGGCCCUUCGUCUGGCCUCUUUGACACCCCUUCCCAGAUGGAGCUGUCAGGAGGGGCACGAGGUACAAUCGUCCACAAGGCGACGCUCAGCAGAAGCCAUGACAGCGGUGACUCUGAAGGCUCAAGAGCUCGACGCAUCCUGCCCCAGGUACCGCAGGGGGAGAAAAAUGACAUUCCAGCUCCCAGCAUUCAUGUUCAUUAUGACCCACAUUCAACCUUUAAUGUAGAGGAGAAUAGUUUGGUGGCCCCCAGGUCCCAGGAAGGCAUUCAUAGGUUAUCAGUGCAGGAUGACGUAGAGCCUGAUAGUCUUAGUGAUGCCAGCAAGUCAGAUGACAGUUCCAUCAUUGAGCAGAGGAGACCGCUGUCAGACACAGAAGAGAAGAAAAAUGAGGACAAGCCCAAACUCCCGGCUAAGUCUACAUCAUUCUACAUCGGGUCAGAGGAGGCUGUGUGCCGACCAGAACGUGGAGGCUCAAAACCGAACACUCCUAAGGCUGAGAGAAAACAAUCCAUCAAAACAUUCUCAACGGCCACCCUGACCAAACAGAGGGGUAACCAGGACUCUGGGAAAGUCAAGCCCAGCAUGUCCGCUCCAAUCCUGGGCCAGGGGACACAGAGCAAUGACUUUAAAGAAAGUACAGUAUCUCCAUUAAUCAGGCAAGAGAGCUUCACCAAGGAGCGGCCUAGCAAUGCCAGAUUGCCCAACAUCUCUUGUGAGCCUCCUCAAAGAGAUCCAGACCCCAACUUAUUCCAGGGAUCCUGCAAGCAGGACACUCAUUCUUACCUCAAACAGACAGAAGAUGUUCUGGCUGUUCUGGAGGCCAAGCUCCAAGCAGGACAACCAGAACCAACUCCGUCUCCUAUAAUGGACUCUUUCUCUGGGGAGUCUGAUGUAGAUACCUCCAGCACAGUCAGCCAGCAUAGCAAUAAGACCAAGCCAAACACACUAACUAAAAAAACCUCUAUUAGUAGCUUUAACAGGGAGAGGUCUUCAGCCAGUAUAGCUAGUCAGGACUCAAAUCACCAGUCCUCCACUUCUGAGCGCCUGUCAGAAAAACGGCGCUCUCAGGGAACAGACAGCAACAAUAAAACUGAGUCUGUGAGGAGACCAGUUGGACUUAGACGUAGUACUGGGAAACGUGGCUCCACAGACCUCAGUGAUGACCCUCACAGCAGUGUACCUUACUCUGAUCAAGAGUCAAACACCCACCAAACCCGCAAGAAAUACACUGUGCCCCUUCAAAAGGAGGACGCCAAGAGCUCCCGAGUGUUGACUCGCGCCAACAGCUUGUCAGCCCCAAGACCCACCAGGGCAUCCAUGCUUCGGAGGGCUCGCCUCGGUGAAGCCUCUGACAACGAGGGUACUGAGACCGACAGGCUGUCCCAGGAGGCAGACAACAUCCAAGCUAAGCAGCCCCAGGAAACCAAGAAACUCUCCAGGUUGGAUAUGCUGGCGAUGCCUCGUAAGCGGACGAGCUCAUUCAACACACCCAGUGACACCGAGACCUCCUCCACACCACAGUGGACAGGCAAGAGCACAGGAUUCUCCAACCGUAGCACAGAGUAUGGCAGCAGCUCGGUCCGCAGGGCCUCUGCUCCAGGGCCGAAACCUGCAGAAAGGCCACAGAAAGCAGCUCUCAACAGGACACCAGUCACUCGCGUACGUUCCAGCAGUGCCAAAUAUGCCAGUAGCACAGCAAGCUCCAGAAGACGACAGAAAGGCUCUGACUAUACCUCUACCUCAGACGAGGAGUACGACUCAAACCAGAGCACUCCUAAACAUAAACGCUCCCAACCUUCCUCAGCCUCUCAUAGCCCACGCAGUCAUCCUCGGUCCCAGCCGGUGGUUGCGCUCCGUCCCAAACCUCGCAGCAGAGAUUCUGAGGACGAGAACCAUGAGGGAGACGCCUUCCACAAUUGGUCCUCCCACAGUGCUGAGAUUGCACGGUUGAGUCAAGACCUGGCUAAAGACCUUGCUAUCUUGGCCAGAGAGAUCCAUGAUGUGGCGGGUGAUGGUGACGCUCAGAGCUCUGCAGUGGAGAGCGGCAUACCUGUCUCCACAGUGACCGCUCAUGAACAGCUGGUUCACCGUAUUCCAGAGGCUGGAUUAAACUACCAGAGAGUCCCACCAAAUUCUGCAUCAACAAUGGACACGGACCAGAACUUGAGUGACCGUGAACAGAGCUCCAGGCAGCGAGCUCGGAAGAGAGAAGAGGCCAUUGUUGACAAUCUGAUGCUGAAUCCAGUGUCUCAGAUCAUCGCAGCCAUCAGAGAGAACACUGAGCAACUCGCUGAGAAAAUAAAGGUACUGUUUCAGGACAGGAUGGAUGUUUGGGAAGAAAUUGAGUCUAAAGUUAAUUCUGACAGUGAGGUCCCAGUUGUCAAAACCUCCAACAAGGAAAUCACAUCUAUUUUGAAAGAACUCAGAAGAGUUCAAAGACAACUUGAGGUCAUUAACACAGUCGUGGAGCCCAGUGGGCCUGAAGAGACCAGGGCCUCUUCAUCGUCUGGAGUUCGGCUCUCCAGAUCAUCGGCGUCGCGAGACUGGAGAACAGUCCACUCUGCCUCUAAACGAGGUGGCGGCCCGAGGCCCAGCGAGAGUGUCAGGAGAGCGGCUGUGACACCAGAUGAUCUCAGAGAGGGAUAUUUAGUUUGAGAUAUGACACAAACACACAGGUUCAACCUGUCCUGAACUUCUGCUAUGAACGCAGCUGCUGGACCAUUGUGCAGAAAGUGAAACCAAGAGGGGGAAGUGAAACCGACAACUUCCUGCACAUCCAAACAUUCACACCUCUGCACUUUGGGCACUACACACCUACACUGUACUCAGUGGUGUAACACACAGGCAAGCCUGCAGUAAACGCCCUUAAAAUAAACUUGGUGUGAGGCCCUCAUAUGAGGUGAUGAUUUAAGGAAGAACCAUAAUAUUUAAAUAGAUCUAUUUCACUUGUAACGGACCUCAAAACUAUACUUGAUUGUGUGUGUGUUUGACAUCAGCCUCGUUAUUUGCCAAUGAUACGACCAACAUUGCUGAUUUUUGAAAGCUUAAUGAAAUUACUUGAUUUAAUUGAAAACCAGCCUGAGCAUAAUCAACUCAGGGAAAUCUUAUAAAGAUAUGUGUUUAGUGACAAAUCACAUUUUUGAGAAGUUAUUCAUAGAUAUUUGUUCUAAGUACAAAGAACUGCAGUUACAUUUUGCAGUUGUUGGUGUACUGUGUAUAUUCAGUAAUUCCCCGUUGCAUUUCCUUUUUUUUUCAUGUUAAUGUCUAUUGUUUGCCACUUUCCUCAUUCAUCACCAGAUUAGAGAAGAAUGUAAAAAGUAUUUAUUAGGGGAUUUUUGGGAGACGUUUGUGGUAAUUUAUAACUGAAACAAGAUGACUUCGAUAGAGAGUUGGUAGACUCAAGUGCUAGACCAAGUAAUGUAUUCACAAUUGUGUGUAUUUAUUCUGGUAACAUAUCUCAGUGUAGCAACUCUGUUCACGCCCUUCUCAGUACUUUGACACCAUCUAUUUUGUCCAGCUGGGGGUGAAAAUCCCUCAGGAAUGUGUGGUCCGAAUAGAGGGAGGGGCUCAGUCACCGGGCAACCAGAAAUGCAAGUGGCUAUAAAACACUACGAAUUACUUUUCAGUCAUUCCUCAUGAGCCCUAUACUUUAAGAUAAGAUUUGUAUCAAACACAAAUGGCUUACACUUGUUCAGACAAUCAAAACGACAAGAAUGAGACUCCUUUAUCUGUGUUUAUCAGUGACACAGUAUUCUGCUACUGAGCAUAUCACACCACAUGUAAACUAUCCAUAUGGUUGUUGUUAUACACUAAGAGCUAUCAGAGCACUGUGAUAAGUGUUUGACAUUUCCUCUGAAGUCACAUGGUGGGUCCUCGCAUGACAGGAGAAGUCAUGUAAAUUCCCAUUGAGGUGUAGAAAUUGUAGAUGUUGACGUCAGUCUGUAAAUAUCUAAAGAUAAUCUAUAUUUCCUACAGAAUACCUCUCAAUUUUUUUGCACUAAUGGAGUACACUAUCCCCUCAACCUUAUAUGCUGCAAACUGAAAGCCUUUACUCUCCUGUGAAAGAUUGUAAACAUUUGAUCAUUUUGAGGCUAAAGCAGGAAAGAAAGCAAACCAGUUCACCAGCAAGUUUUUCUCCCCUUUUCCCAGUCCAGGUUUGUACAUGUGAUUGUAAUUGGGAAGUUUCCUAUAAGUGCCACAGAGCUGUGUGAGAUAAUGCCUCAUACAGCCAAGCACAGUGGUUGUUUACAGGCAAAAAAAAAAAUGAAUGUUUGUCCUCUUGCUCAAAGUUUUGCUGCUAUUCAUCUUCUGUGGGAUUUUAUUUCCCUUUUUGUGCUUUACUCCAUCUAAGUCCAAGCUAAAGAAAGUCACAGCUGAAAUUUAAGUCUAGUGUGUCAAAUUUGUGUCCCAUUUUUCAUAUUCAAUUUCAGUUACACAUUCUUUCAUGUAGAGUUAUAUUGUUAUCUUGUUGGUUGGUCUCUGUGUUUGGUUGUUUGUGUAAAUUGUGUUAAGAUGAUUUAAUGUUUUUGUUUUUUUCAAAUAAAUUUCAUUAGCA